Messenger RNA from Erythranthe guttata (spotted monkey flower), 2420 nucleotides. Lineage: Eukaryota; Viridiplantae; Streptophyta; Magnoliopsida; Lamiales; Phrymaceae. The record is from RefSeq and is a predicted model, not a curated record.
AUCAUCAAAACCCAAUCACUAUUCACCUUUUUGACUACAAGAGUAAGCGAAAGCUUGACCGAUUCUCUCACUACUGUUAUCAUCUUCUCUCACUAAGUUCUUGAUUUCUUUCGCCAUGGGGCAAUCUGACUGUGUAGGUUUUUGCAGAAUCUGACCCAUGCCCAUUUCCUUUCGGGUAAGCCCGUAUUCGAUUUUCUAUUUGGUUUCCCGAUUCUUGAUUAGAAAAGAAAUGGGUUCUUGAUUUUGUGUUUUCUGUGUAAGAAAAAAAUAAUUAAAAAAAAAAGUGGGUUCUUGAUUUUGUGAUUUCUGUGUAAGAAAAUAAAUAAAAAAUAAAAAAAUUGGGUCUUUAUAUAUCAGUUCAAUUAUGUUGCCUGAUCUGUGUGGAUCAAGAUUGCUUUUAUCUUUGCCCGAUGAUAUAUUCUCCGUUAUUACAAGCUCCCUCUCUCCGAGUGACGUGUGCAGCCUCGGUCUCGCUUGUCGAGAUCUCAACGCCGUCGUUUCCUCGGACAAAGUAUGGCUUGCCCAAUGUAGUAAAUUGGGAAUUAAAUUACUCCCUUUGAGCACCCUCGUCGAAUGGAGAAAGGGGGUUCUUUCGUACCGAGCUUUAUGUCGAUUCUUGAUCGACGUUCACCCGUUAAUCGGUAUUUGGGUUCACCAAAACCCGGAGCUUGGCAAUGUAGUCUAUGUCAUGCCCGGUUUUUUAUCGCUCGUUGGAUGUCGAAUAAUCCCACAAGAAGUGGGCCCGUUAGGGCUUGAAGAAGGUCCGAUUUUGUGGACGCCCGUAUUCGAAAUCAUAUGCAAUCACGUGGGGUCCGCUUCGUUCUUUCUACACGGUAGAGAGAGAGGAGAUGAUUACGUUUAUCCCGGUUUGCUAAAGAAUUCCUCCGCGGAUAAGAAUUGUAACGUGCUUUUGCUCGAAGUGGAGCCUAGGCAUCAAAGUGAAGGUGGGAAACUCACGUAUAGCAAGAGCUUUGCUCGUGAAUUGGAUAACGAGGUUUCUUUGUCGAAUAAGCUAUCAAGAUCGUGUAGUGGGAGGGUUUCUAAUUCGAAGUCGCAGAAAAUGCCCUUUAGCCGUUUGGGUUUUGGCGAUCGAAGGAGGCUACUCGAUGUUGUUACGAGUCAAAUCCGAAAUAUUGUUCCGAAAGAAGCAAAUGUGAUGUUGUUUCCUCGCUCGAAGAACGAUUUUGGGGUCUUGUACGAGAGGAGAUUGUUGCUCUUGCAAAUGUACGAUGAAGAAUCAUCGUCGCCUUUUAAUCCCACCGAAUUAGGAUCGAGCGACGUGUGCAAAAGCCUCGAGUGUACUACUACUACUACGAGUGUGGAUCAAUGCCACGUCACCAAAAGCAAGACCCUCUCGGGAUUUCUAAAGAAUGGGCUCAAACACAUAUUAAGGAAAUCAAGCGUCGAUCAAGAAAGUCAGAAAUCAACUUCUUCUUCUUCGAGAUGCCAGAGUAAACUCCACGAAUUUCUUCGAUCGGGAGAUAGGGUUGGAUUGAGUUUACGAGCCGCAACUAUGAAACUAUCUUCUUACCGAGCGUGGCCCAAUAUGCACGACAGUCGGUUCGCUCUCUACAAAUUACCAUUACACCCCUCCAAUGCAUGCGACGAGUAUGCAGGUUUGUGGGGGGCCACUUUCGGUUGGCCCCCGGGGCGGAAAUCCGAGGAAAAACCCGGAAAAGCCCUUUUCUUGAUUUUGAUAUCUUACGAAGAAUCGGAAGGGGAGAAGCUUAUGAUUGGUACAAAGAUAUUGGAAGGCACUUCGUACGUAUUGCAUCCUAAUGGAUCGGCUAUGUUUAUUGUGAACGUAAAUCAACCGUCUAUGGAAUUAUUUCCGAUCGAGAGUGAUGGAGAAUCGAAUUAUAUUGAAGUUAAAAGGUCGUUUUCGGGAGAAGGUGUUGCGAAUGGGUACGGGUUUAGAUAUCCGGGUUCGAAACCGGGCUCGCUUUUUGUUCUUGAAAACGGAUUGCUCGUUUUUAUGUGGAAGGAGUCAAGGGUCGUGUUGACUUUGCAGAGGCUCGAUUUGGGGGAGCUUUUGAGGAAAGGGGAAAGAGUGAAUUCUUUGUCGCCGAUUUCGAAUUUUGCGUAUUUGACAAAGACGUACUCGAACGUUUACUCGGGAUUUUGAAAUUUUCUUGAAAAUAGGCGGCGCUCUAUUUUUUUCCUCCAAGGAUUUUUUUUUUUUGCUGCUGGUGCCAAACGAAGAACUGUGUCGUAGAUGGAUGAAAGAGGUUCGAUUAUUUCGAUAUAUUCUUUCGACUGUGCUGACUGAGUUUUGGUAAAAUGCAUUGGAAAAGAAACAUUUGUAUAACCAUUGUGUUUGGGGUUGUUAAAGUCUGAUGUUUAUAGACACAAAUUUAUGCUGAAAAAGAGUGAUUUAUUUGAGAAAUGAUUGAGUUUGGUUAUAUAUUACUUUGCAGUUU